This is a messenger RNA of Kluyveromyces marxianus DMKU3-1042, 1185 nucleotides long. It is a transcript of the gene TAM41, whose product is annotated as putative phosphatidate cytidylyltransferase. The record is from RefSeq and is a predicted model, not a curated record. Gene Ontology annotation, biological process: CDP-diacylglycerol biosynthetic process; cardiolipin biosynthetic process. Gene Ontology annotation, cellular component: mitochondrion. The transcript has a single exon. Gene Ontology annotation, molecular function: phosphatidate cytidylyltransferase activity. NCBI's taxonomy places the organism in Eukaryota, Fungi, Ascomycota, Saccharomycetes, Saccharomycetales, Saccharomycetaceae. Bases 1 to 1185 code for a protein of 394 amino acids.
AUGCUAAGAACUAAGGUGGUUAGAAGCGUAAGACAUAUUCCUGCUAAUAAAUCGGUCAAUGAGUUGGUUCGUUUUCAGUCUGGUAAUAACGGGGUACUGAAGCAAUCUCGAAUUGCCUCACAGGAAGUAAUACACCCAAGUCAACAUAAGUUUAGGUCCAGGACCAUUGGCUCAGCGAAUGAUGGCGGAGAAUGUGAACUAAAGAACAAAGACGAUGACCUAUAUUUGCUCGAGAAAGGGUUGAGAAAGACGGAUGAACGAGCAUCCAAAUUCACAAACUAUUUAUACAAAAUCAACAGACUCCCUCCAAACUAUGGUUCGAAUCAAAUGAUAGCGAUUGAACAGUCGUUAGAGAACGAAUUACGCUCCAUUCUGGGUCAUUUUAAAUCUCCAAUCAGAUAUGCUUUCGGAUACGGGAGUGGUGUAUUUAGACAGGCUGGGUAUUCCAAAUCUGAUGAGAAGCCUCAAAUAGAUAUGAUAUUUGGCGUAACUCACCCGGAUCAUUUCCAUUCUUUGAAUAUGAGACAAAACCCACAUCACUAUUCUUCACUUCGUUACUUUGGUUCCGAAUUCGUUUCAAGAUUUCAGGAAGUUGGUGCUGGAGUUUAUUUCAACCCAUUCGUAAACAUCAAUGGACAUGAUGUAAAAUAUGGUGUCGUAUCCAUUGAAAGAUUAUUGAGAGAUUUAGCAACUUGGGACUCUUUCUAUCUUGCAGGACGGUUACAAAAACCCGUUAAGGUACUAAAGAAUGAUCUUAGGGUCCAAUAUUGGAACCAGCUAAACUUAAAGGCUGCAGCUACAAUCGCGAAGCACCAACUAACUAAGAAAUACAAAGGAGAACCCUUUUCAGAAUUUGAAUUUUACAAAGAGAUCACAUCGUUGAGUUAUUUGGGUGAUAUCAGAUACAAACUAGGUGGCGAAAAUCCUAAGAAGAUUGACAAUAUAGUCGAAAAGAAUUUGGAAAACUUCAAGUUAUAUUAUAAGCCUAUUUACAACGAUGUUAUGUUGAACAAUUCAACGUACCUACCUCAAAAUUUCACUUUAGAUAAUGCUACGGAACAAUUAACUGAAAGAAUCAGCAGAGGUUCGACGAUACAAACAGCCAAGGGGGUUGUGUCAGCUGGUUUGGUAAAAUCUAUCAGAUAUGCCUGGGCUAAGAAACUGAAAGCAAUGAAAUCAAAUUAA